Ictalurus furcatus (blue catfish) is the source of this 1326-nucleotide messenger RNA. RefSeq lists its product as uncharacterized. The coding region runs from base 26 to 937 and encodes 303 amino acids. The transcript has 5 exons. NCBI's taxonomy places the organism in Eukaryota, Metazoa, Chordata, Actinopteri, Siluriformes, Ictaluridae. The record is from RefSeq and is a predicted model, not a curated record. Gene Ontology annotation, biological process: neutrophil activation; positive regulation of gene expression; regulation of non-canonical NF-kappaB signal transduction. Gene Ontology annotation, molecular function: cytokine activity.
AGCCAUUGAUAACCAGAAGAGCAACAUGGAACAGAUUAUACAGCAGUUGAGUAUGGAUGAGAAAAAUAAUGAAUGCCUGGAGUCUGACAACAAAAAGGAGAACAUCCUCUUGCACAUCCAUCUGGCCAUGGUUAGAGACAUGUGUCUAGAUGAAAAAGGAGAAUAUCCACAGAAGCUAGAGUCUGAAUGUGUGGCAGGUAUUACAGAAGACGAUACAGAAGACAGUACAGAAGACAGUACAGAAGACGAUACAGAAGACAGUACAGAAGACAGUACAGAAGACGAUACAGAAGACAGUACAGAAGACAGUACAGAAGACGAUACAGAAGACAGUACAGAAGAUAAUACAGAAGACACAUUUUCUGUGGAUGAAGUGUUGUCUAAGAGCAAAAACUAUUGCAUGACCUGGUGCACCUACACCAAGCAGUGUGAGACUACAUCAGUUUGCCAAUCUAUCAUUAAACAUUAUGAAAAGGAUCAGAUUCUGAUCCAGAGUUUAGGACACACCAUCGUCCAGCCUGAACAUUUCACCCCAAGACGUAGAAGAAAGGCUUGCAUGAAUAAUUACAAUUAUGAUAGCAUGACAAUAUACUACUACAAGUCAAAUAUAGAAGAUAUGCAUAAAGGUCAGCCUGUCAUAUUAAACUUCAGCGGUUCAAAUCGAUUUCUGAAAUGCAUGUACAAGGAUGAUAAAGCAGUUCUCACUGUUGAGAACUGGGAGCAAGAUAAACUGAAGUCAAUCUGUAAGAGUGACAAAACCACAUGGCCUUUCGUCUUCUUCCUCACGACUCAGAAGGACACACUUCGGCGCUUUGAGUCGGCCGCAUGCCGUGGUUGGUACAUCCACACAAGGUCUGGCUUAGCCUAUGCAUGUACUAGACUAGAGGAGAAAGUUGAAGAAAAUACCUUCAUAAUUUUCCCUUCAUCACAACUGUGAGGACUUUCACCCCAAUAGACCCUACUAUUUACAGUUCAUGUGAAGAGAUGUGGAUUAAAUUGCAAUGAAAUUCAGUUAUAAGAUAUUGAUCAUUGUAAAUCUAUCAUCAGCAGAGAGAGACUGGCACUAAGUUCAUCUCUAGAUUUCAUAGGAAUAUACUAGUAUACGAGGAAUAUACAGGGAUUAUCCUGGUAAUUGAGGGUUGGUUUUUUUUUGGUGUUGUUUCUGUUUAGUUUUUUUAGUCCAAAAAGACUAAGCAACUAAAUGACCUGGUUCCACCUGCAGUUUUCUGUUUCUUUAAAUGCUCAUCAUAUGAAUGUGCGAUGUUACUCUAAUUGUUACGUGUACGAUGUAACAAGCUUUGUUACGCAGCUAACCUUUGUUGAAAG